Molecule: messenger RNA, 5825 nt
Organism: Brienomyrus brachyistius
Lineage: Eukaryota; Metazoa; Chordata; Actinopteri; Osteoglossiformes; Mormyridae
Product: serine/threonine-protein kinase 32B-like
Exons: 12
Coding region: 491-1738 (415 amino acids)
Biological process (GO): G protein-coupled receptor signaling pathway; protein phosphorylation; regulation of signal transduction
Molecular function (GO): G protein-coupled receptor kinase activity; ATP binding; G protein-coupled receptor binding
Source: RefSeq, a predicted model, not a curated record
GACUGACGGGGAAAUCGCGUUUGCAGGACCUGCCAGUAGGCUUUCCACUACAUCCCUUUUUCGGCUCAGAGAGGACCUCGUUCCUUUUCAUUUUCAUUCACUAUCAGUCCUUUCGUAGUCCCCCGCACCGAAAUAAUACCGAAUUAUUCAGAAGCUGGAUGCGAUUGUUUUAAGGUGCAAUGGAUCGUCCUCAUAUACAGCUGGGAUUUCCUUUUAUUCUCGUCUAACACAUCAGCGCUUCUGUUUAGGUCCUGGGUAGUUAAAGAGAGAUCAGUUUGUGAGCAUGAACGAAAAGGUGUGGGGCUUCACUUUGUUUGUGGCAUAGUGAAUAGGAGAAAGAAUGAAAUAGGAAAUCGUAUGGACUUCUUUUAUCCCGGAAUGCAAUAACAACAAUAAUAAAAAAACAGAAAAAAUAUUUUACUUUUCGUGGGAUGCCCGUAACUGACUUAUCGGACGACUCCCUGUGGGUUGUGGAGAAAAGCUCCGGAAUAUGGGCGCAAAUCACUCCCACAAAACUCCCGUGUUUGAUGAGGACGAGGACGUUAACUUUGACCACUUCCAGAUUCUCAGAGCCAUUGGGAAGGGAAGCUUUGGGAAGGUAUGUAUCGUGCAGAAGAGGGACACCAAGAAGAUGUACGCCAUGAAGUACAUGAACAAGCAGAAGUGCAUCGAGAGGGACGAGGUGCGCAAUGUCUUCAGGGAGCUGCAGGUGAUGCAGGGUCUGGAACACCCAUUUCUUGUCAAUCUGUGGUACUCCUUUCAGGAUGAGGAGGACAUGUUCAUGGUGGUGGACCUUCUGCUCGGGGGAGACUUGCGUUACCACCUGCAGCAGAAUGUACAGUUCAAGGAGGAAACCGUGAAGCUGUACAUCUGUGAGCUGGCCUUAGCCCUCUACUACCUACAAUGCUGCCACAUUAUCCAUCGGGAUAUAAAACCAGAUAACAUUCUUCUGGAUGAGCAUGGUCACGUGCACAUCACGGACUUCAAUAUCGCCACUGUUUUGAAGGACUCCGAGAAGGCAAUGUCCAUGGCUGGGACCAAACCCUAUAUGGCUCCAGAGGUAUUCCAGUCCUUCAUAGAUGGAGGCCCCGGCUACUCUUACCCUGUGGACUGGUGGUCACUGGGGAUCACAGCUUAUGAACUGCUCCGUGGAUGGCGGCCUUACGACAUCCACUCUAGCCUAGCUGUGGAUGACGUCACUAACAUAUUCCGCGGCGAGCGUGUGCACUACUCCUCCACCUGGUCCAAGGGCAUGGUGUCGCUACUGCGCAGACUUUUAGACAAAGACCCAGAAGGCAGGCUUUCAACCAUCAGUGACAUCCAGAAUUCUCCGUACUUGGCUGAUGUCAACUGGGACGCCAUCUUGGAGAAAGCUGUCCCCCCUGGCUUUGUUCCAAAUAAGGGAAGGCUAAACUGUGACCCUACUUUCGAGCUUGAAGAGAUGAUUCUGGAAUCUAAGCCUUUGCACAAGAAGAAGAAACGUCUCGCUAAGAGCAAGUCACGUGACGCAACCAAAGAGUCGUCUCCCUUGCCUGCCCAUCUGCAGCAGUGCCUGGAAACGGUACGCCAGGAGUUCAUCAUCUUCAACAGGGAGAAGUUACGGCAGCAAGCAUCCACCGACCAGCCAGCCAGUACACCAUUCCUGGACCCCUCACCACAGGUCCAGAGGAAGACGCAAGAUGGGCAUAACAACAACAUGCUCCCGGCUUCAGAGGAGACCGGCGUGUAUGGAAGCUAAGCUGGAGAUGAGGAUGGGGGCAGGACGAGGCGCUCAAGCUUCAGAGCAUGGGGAGAAGCCGCCAACCAUGACUCCCUGUGUUUUACUUCUCUGCAUGUGUUAUUAUUACUCUUUUGGUUGGUACGGCAACGAAACAUGGCGCAUGGCUACCCGGAGCCUCCAGCGCGGACUGUGAAAUCACCUGGCUGCUCACUGCCUAACGCCCAAAAAAAAGACAAACAAGAAAAAGAAAAAGGAAACAAUGAAGUUUGGCUCCUUAACCAUUGUCUUCAGUCGGCUGCUGCUUUGCCUUACAAGUGUGUCCCUUUGGAUACUCAAGGGCCUAUGUGUGUGCAUGUGCGUGUGUGUGUGUGUGUGUGUGUGUGUGUGAGAACCUUCACCUGCCUCUCUCUCCUGCAUCACUGUGUGCCAUAAACUUACUGGAGAAACUCUGAAAUGAAAGCCAACCCUCAUCAGUACCUGACGUUACAUCACAACAAUGCUGACAGGUGUUUUAAUCCAGAGCGACACCCACAGGUCGACUUUGGCGAGCCUUUUAAAUGGUACGACAGAAGCUACCCUCCUGAGAUGUGAGCUUACAACCGUCUGGUGCUGUUCUUUAAUUGGUCAGUGCAGCUCCCACUGUGCCCAGUGUCUUAAAACAAGUACCCCAGUGCAGAGAUGCAGACAGUGAUUAUAAGAAGUAGUGACAAGUAAGAAGUACAAAAAGUCUCAUCACCGGUGGGAACACUCUGAGCCACUGAGGCAAAUAAAACCUGCGUUAUUUUUGUUCAAUUUCAAAACCCUGUAGCAUAUGAGGGUUUGCACUUUUCAUUUGUUCAAAAUUAACAUUUAAAAUGCCUUAUUUAUUUUCACAAGUUGAGCACCGCAUUCUCUAAUUUCACCUGAAAGCAGUCCCGGGAUCAAUGGAAUUCAAUAGAACCACAUAUUCAGCUGCAGGUCGAUUUUAAUGAAAACCUCUGUCUCUAUAAUGUUGUAGAAUGUUUGCGGUUUAAUAAACAGAAUCAGAGGACAUAUUGUCUGAUGGGGGAAAACUCGCAUUCUAAGGAUCCUCUAAUAUAUAUUGGCUUUUUUUAAACAGCCGUUUCUGUUCAUUUUUAUAACCGAGGUCUGACCAAAACAGCAGCCUCCAUAGACUAGCAGAUCUCUCCUUUUACCAUAUUUAGACCAAUAGAAUUGCCUGUGUCUGAUCAGGCUGUGGGGAGGUUGCAUUUUAAUAAUGGAGGAGCUUCACUGUGUUCUGUGCCUGACCACUCUUACCUCUCUCGAGGCACCUGGGGCAAAGCAAACCUGAUGGCCCUUAAUAUUUUAGUUUCCAUUAGUUGGCUUAGAUGUUUAUUGUCGCUCUUGUUGUGUCGUAUUCACAGUGCAGCAUUAAGACGCCGGUUUUCUUCCAUCUGACUGAAUAUCCUGGGACAAGGUGUAUUAACCAGGGGAGUGCUCCAUUCUGAUGACAUCAGCGCCACACUCUGCAAUGUGCGACAUCAGUGUCAAUGCUCUGCAAUGCAAGCAGCCCCCACCUGUCCUUAAAGGUCACUACAUUCCUUUGUCUCACGUCAUAGUCAGGUUGACGUCUUCUGCUCCAGUGGCAGUUUUGCUAAAGGGCAGCUUACUCAAGCGACGCAAGGACAACAUCACUGUGUAUGUUGGCACAGGAAGAGAGGUGGCUGUCAUUGUAGAUGAAGGAAUGGUCAGUUGGCUUCUGUGAGCCAAAAAGGGCAGGGAAAGGAGUAGGGCUCAGGUUGGCCGGGAACUACCCUUGAGUUAGGGCAGGGGUGCCCAACUCCAGUCCUGGAGGGCCAGAACCCUGCACAUUUUUGGGUUUCCCCUCAUUUCACACACCUGAUUUAACUCCUUGUGCUAAUUACCACACCACUCCUGAGCUGAAUAAUUUAUGGUGGAGCAGGGAAAGAACUAAGCUACACAGUGUACCUCCAUGAAGCUACCGACGGAUCGCCUUCAAUUAUAGUUACAGAAGAGAUGGUAAGCUGGUCAUAAUUUCUGAGUUACCACAGAGCAUAACCAGGAUAAUGAUUGGUGCUACUGAUUAGCCUGUUAAGUGGCCGCCUUGCCCCUUCAUUGUCGUUUCCUCUAGCCCUCACUAUAACACUUACAGGACUACAGCCUUGCCAAAAGCAGUGUUUCACAUUUGCCAAAGGACUCUUUGGAACAAAAAUGAUUAAGACGCACAGGAAAUGAAACUGGUGCUCUUUAAUCCUUCAGCAGCAAUGUAGCAUGACUGGGCAACAACCGUAGAUGGAAACAUGUCCAUCAGGAGAUUUGGAGUGUUCCGCGUGAGCAUUUAGAACAAGUCAGAAUACUUUCAGUAUCCUGAAUCCUAAUACAGUAAAACCUCGGAUUGCGAGCAUAAUUCGUUCCGGAAACGUGCUCGUAAUCCAAAGCGAAUUGUCCCAUUAGAAAUAAUGGAAACUCAGAUGAUUCGUUCCACAACCCAAAAAUAUCCAUUUAAAAAUGAUUAAUACAAAAUAUAAAGUAAAAAUACAUAAAAGAAAUUAACCUGCACUUUCCCUUUGAAAAGAAUCGUGGAUGGUCUGAGGGAAACGAGAGAGAGGAGAAGAGGAGGGUUAUUUUGUAGGACGACUUUCACUAUAACUAACGGAAUCACUGCUAUCUGUUGGCUCACUGGAAUCUUUUUCUUUUUGUGCGACUUUAAUGAGGAACCUAUCCAAUGACAGCUGCUUUUGCCUCCUGUUUGAUUUCGCGGAAAUGUGGACACUGCAUCGUCGUUACACAGAUGCAUUGCUCGCACUGCUACACCCUUAUUCGGGUGGUGCUUUUCUACUAAAUUUUGACUAUACGAAUGAGGGACACUGACUGAGACCGAGCAUGGGAGAUUAUUACCCACAAUCCCACAGUGAGAGAGAGAGAGAGAGAGAAGACCCAUUGGCUCAGUUGUGAUUACGCGACGCUCGGCAGUCAAAGCGUAUACAUAAUACUCAUAUUGCAAGACCUCGCUCGUUUAAGUUUAUUUAAAAAGUUUAUUUUAAAUUUAUUUUAAAAAUUUGCUCAUCUUGCAAAACACUCGCAAGUUAUUCGCAAUCCGAGGUUUGACUGUAUAUAUAUAUCUGUGCAUGUGGUGCAACCUUUUUAAAUAAUUUAUGUAUGUUAAUCACGAAAAAGCAGAUAAGCUUGUUGUAAAGUUUCAAAAUAUAUAGAUAUACUGUAUACAAAGACACUAAAUACACAAACUUUUGAUCCAAAAAAAAAAACAAGCUUAUCUACUUUCCUUUGUCUUCAAGUAGCUUUUUACUGGGGUAAAAAUAUUUCAUUUAGGACGUCCUGCUGAUCUCUUUCCAUCUUGUUACCUGUUAUUACCUGGAUGUACAAAGGCACAGAUGAGAUGAUGAUGAUGCUUGAAGAGCAGGCAACUUGAAUACUCACGUAGCCCAGGAGAUGGAGUGGUUAAUGGAUAAAAGGGAAAGCUAGACCACAGUAUGCAGAUAAGCAGUUGCUCUGUUGUCUUGUCGUUGCUAUGACUCAGCUGCCUGGUUCCAGGAGUGGGUGAGAGGGGACACCCUCCAAUAUUGAGGACGCACUCUAACUGAGAACACAAAUAUCUCAAUACACUUCCUGUGAUUCAGCUAGAAGUACUAGCUCAUCCAAGCAGAGUCUACAUAUCUGGUGAACCAGGAUACUGGAGGGAGAAAACAACAUUUAAUGGGUCUUCAGGAGUUCUUAUUGUUCACAUUUAUCAAGGCCAUUUUAAGCUUGUUUAAGAGGGAAGCCUUUAUCAGAAAUCACACAGCAGCUGACCAUCUCCAUCUGAACGUAAAGCAAGCUUUUUGUGUGCUCAUGUUCCUUCUGCUUGAGGACUAAACAUGGCCUUUCUGUGCGGCGUGUCGAAUGACUCAUAUAUCUGUUCAUUUCAUGGCAAAGAGCUGCUUUGCUUUUGUGCAUGUGUUCGACACGUUUAUGUGUAGUUAUGCUUCACUGUUUAAAUGUUUCUACAGUAUUAUAAUGGUUUACAUUGCUGGCUGUUUACCAAGCACAAUAACAUGCAAAACUAGGUGAUGUUUUUCCAAAAAACUACAAAAAUAAAUAAAGGUCAUGCCUCAAAUUUUUAAAA